This is a messenger RNA of Venturia canescens, 1836 nucleotides long. RefSeq names its product Annexin B9 (gene AnxB9). Gene Ontology annotation, molecular function: calcium ion binding; calcium-dependent phospholipid binding. Gene Ontology annotation, cellular component: cytoplasm. Lineage: Eukaryota; Metazoa; Arthropoda; Insecta; Hymenoptera; Ichneumonidae. The record is from RefSeq and is a predicted model, not a curated record. The transcript is spliced from 7 exons. The coding region runs from base 154 to 1125 and encodes 323 amino acids.
UCCGUCGCACACCGAGAAAAGGGGCUGCGUGUGUGUAAAACGUUACUCACCGUCGCAGUGGGUGUGACGCUCUCUUUGCUCGCUUUUGCUCAUUCGAUCGCCGGUUGUCGAAGUGUUUAGAAGUGGUGAACCGAGACAAGCAACUAAAUCAACAUGUCGCAGCAGUACUAUCCUUUCAAGUGCACCCCGACGGUGUAUCCUGCGGAGCCAUUCGAUGCCAAUGCGGAUGCUGCAAUCCUGCGCAAAGCGAUGAAGGGAUUUGGCACUGAUGAAAAAGCCAUCAUCGACGUCCUCACCAGACGAGGAAUAGUUCAACGUCUGGAAAUCGCAGAAGCCUAUAAAACCCUCUAUGGCAAGGAUCUCGUAAACGACCUGAAAAGCGAACUCACCGGCAAACUCGAAGAUGUUAUCAUUGCUCUCAUGACUCCUUUGCCUCACUAUUACGCCAAAGAAUUGCACGACGCUGUCUCUGGCCUUGGAACAGAUGAGGAGGCGAUCGUUGAGAUUCUCUGCACUCUGAGCAACUACGGAAUUCGAACGAUCGCUGCUUUUUACGAAAAUCUGUACGGGAAGUCUCUCGAGAGCGAUUUGAAGGGCGACACCUCCGGUCAUUUCAAAAGAUUACUCGUUUCUCUGUGCCAGGCUAAUCGUGACGAAAAUCAAGGCGUCGAUCAAGAGCAAGCAGCUUCCGAUGCCCAGAAUCUCUUCGAAGCAGGUGAAAAACAAUGGGGCACCGACGAAUCCCAGUUCAACGCGAUCCUCGUGACCCGGAGCUACCAACAACUCCGACAAACUUUCCUCGAGUACGAAAAAGUAUCCGGCCACGAUAUCGAAGUCGCGAUCAAGAAAGAAUUUUCCGGUAGCAUUGAGAAAGGCCUUCUCGGAAUUGUUAAGUGCGUCAAGUCGAAAGUUGGCUUCUUCGCUGAGAGACUCUACGCGAGUAUGCACGGAAUUGGAACGAAAGACCGUACUCUCAUUCGCAUAAUCGUAUCGCGAAGCGAAAUUGACCUUGGCGAUAUCAAGAAGGCCUUUGAAGAGCGCUAUGGAAAGUCACUCGAAAGCUGGAUCGCUGGCGAUACUUCCGGUGACUACAAAAAAGCUCUUCUCUCUCUCGUCUCCACAUAAAUUGGUAUGGAAAAAAGUAAACAAAGCCUGAUUAUUGUGUUGGAAUUUCGUCGGAAAGCUUGUCGCCACGCCAGUGUGUUCCAGUGAAUCGCAUCGUACUUUUAACCAGCUCAAGAAGCACAAAGCGGGCUUUACACCGUCCACAGAAUCAUGUUUCAGAUAAAUAAUGAAUUUUUCUUCGCGUAAUUUUCCUAAAAUUACUUCACUAUAGGAGCGAGAAGUUGAAGAAAUCUCGUCAAUUAAUUUUUGCAUGAGCCAAGAAUCUCAUGAAUUUUUCAGAUCUGAUUGAUUUUUUACCAAGUUUUUUCAAUCGUUUACAAAUUUACAUUUUAUCGAACGAACGAUCAAAGUGAAUCAUCGCAUUUACAAAUGGUCCAAACCCAACGAAGCACAAACUCUAUUACAAUCGUUACGAAAACUCGUUUUUUUAUUAUAGAAAUUUAACAAAAAUUUAAUAACUAUCGCCUAAAUCACGUUUUCGAUAAAAGCUAUUGCUUUUUUUUAUUAUACAUGAGAUAUAACUUGUUUUUUACACCAGCAGUCUUGUACAAUUGUAAAUCGCCUAUUAUAUAUUUUUUAAAUGUUUAUAUGCCAAAUGGGGAAAAAAACAACUGAGCUGUUAUAUUUUGCUAGUUAUUUUUCCAUACAGCAAGGCUCUAUAUUUACUGUUUAAACAUCGUGUGUAAAAGGAAUAAAAUCCAAUGAAAAAUA